AUGGGCCGUAGGGUGUCCACAACGAGGAUUGAAUGUCCAGACGAGCAGUCACCGCUGCUGAGAGCUGUCGCCAACCUCCACCACGGUCCAAUAUGCCACCGGCCACCAUGUGUCAGUGCCACUGGAAAAUUCCUUGAGGCAGUACGCAUGAUCACUACUCAUCUUCGCGUCCUCUGCUGCAAGUCACAACACCAUAGCUCCAUGUCAGCGUCAUUUGAACCACUCUCAGAAACAGGCCGUUUUGUCAAACUUUACGUGGAGCCAAUGUUCCAUUGGUGGGGAGCGAACUUUCGCCUGCUCACCACGCCCUGUCUUGGAACAGUCGAGGUGGUGAACGCAGCUGGCAAGCGGCAAUGUGUUGUCAACGGAGCUUCACACAAUUACGCCGGAUUCUACGCGCCCACAACCGAGUCUGAAGAGCUACAGCGGCUUUGCUUGGAGCUGCUCCCAGUCUCUGACAGUGACGCUGUUCCUCUAUUGCGGGACGCUGUCCAUGCCGCUAUCGCAGGGUUCUUCGACUCUGAUUUCUGUUUCACAACGAGUACUGGAUAUGGGGCCAAUUACGUGGCCCUUCCAGCACUGAUUGAACCUACCCGGACAGUCGUUGUUGUAGACAGGGUGUGUCACAACUCCAUAUUCACGGGAGUCUAUCUCGGGCGCUGCUCAGCAAUCCACAAAUUCAACCAUAAUGAUAUGUUCGACCUGGAGUCGACGUUGAAAAACUUGCCGCGAAACUCAGACCAGGACGUCAUCGUAAUUGUGGAAGGAUUGUACAGUAUGGACGGGGACGUCCCUCCAUUAGGUGCUCUAUGGCGUCUGAAGAGCGAGUACGGAUUCGUUCUCUACUGCGACGAGGCGCAUUCAUUCCUCUCCAUAGGAAGCACGGGUCUCGGUUGCUUACAAUAUUGGAACGAAACCCAUCAGGCAGAUCCUGUGCCCUGGGACCUAAUCGACAUAAGAACAGGCACUUUAUCAAAAGCAAUCGGCGGCAUCGGUGGAUUCAUCUCAGGGAAGUCUUUUCUGGAAGAGCGCGUUCAGAGACAUAUCAAGAAGGUCCAAGACAGGGACCAUAUUUCCAUCCCAACCUCCACUAUGGUACAGACGCUCCUGGUCAUGGACCAGCCGCAAAGGAUUUCGCGCAAUCUAAAUCGAUUAGCUGCGAUAUCAAGGUUCUGUCGCACAGAGCUGGAUCGCUACGGCGUCUACGUAUACGGAGACGAGACCGGCACUCCAAUCCUUCCUGUCUGGGCAGGAAGACCUAGUGCAUCGGCUAGGCUUUCGUUUGCCUUGCGUCAGGCAGGCCUUCUUGCAAGCCCUGUUACAGCCCCGGCGGUCCCCUUCUGGGAGAGCCGUGUACGGGUGAACCUCUCGGCCGACUACAGUGAUGCCGACGUUAAUAGCCUCGUCAACUCGAUCGUCUCUGCCGUGGUUUCUAUUGGGCUUUGUAAGAGGAGGCCUGAAACCUUCCGGGUCAAUAAAUUCCAAGAACUUCAAAAGACCGAGCUCGAAGAGUCGGAGGAGUCGAGAAUUUCUUCUAUGAAAAUCAAAGGUCUCAUCAACCUUGUUUCAAUCCACCUGCGGAACGACUGCCAUUCGAGAACGACACCUGUUGGAGUGGACAGUGCCAGAAAUGGCCACUCAGCUAGAUCGAUGUAUGGGAUUGGCGCUGGCUCUGCGCGCUGGAUAUCUGGAACCUUCCCGCCUCACCUUGCUGUCGAGAGGCUUCUUGCUCGUGCCCACGGCGCUGAGACAGCUAUGACAUACGCUGAUGCGACUAUCGGCCUCGCAUCAACCAUUGCCGCGUUGGCCCGUCCUGUCUUCGGAAUUACCAUCCUGCUGUACGAUGCGUCAAAGUUCGUCAACGUCCAACACAUGUACACUGAUAUCUCAGUCUCUGACAGUGGCAUCGUUGCCCUGGCUAUCAACGAGAAACCCGACCCAUGA
Diaporthe amygdali is the source of this 1944-nucleotide messenger RNA. RefSeq names its product Aminotransferase FUM8. Gene Ontology annotation, molecular function: transferase activity; pyridoxal phosphate binding. Lineage: Eukaryota; Fungi; Ascomycota; Sordariomycetes; Diaporthales; Diaporthaceae. The record is from RefSeq and is a predicted model, not a curated record. The transcript is spliced from 4 exons. The coding region runs from base 1 to 1944 and encodes 647 amino acids. Gene Ontology annotation, biological process: biosynthetic process.